Messenger RNA from Esox lucius (northern pike), 2261 nucleotides. RefSeq names its product NIMA-related kinase 7 (gene nek7). Bases 503 to 1411 code for a protein of 302 amino acids. The record is from RefSeq and is a predicted model, not a curated record. Gene Ontology annotation, molecular function: ATP binding; protein kinase activity. NCBI's taxonomy places the organism in Eukaryota, Metazoa, Chordata, Actinopteri, Esociformes, Esocidae. The transcript is spliced from 11 exons. Gene Ontology annotation, biological process: protein phosphorylation.
UUAGCUCCGGGAAUCCUGGGUUGUUUACAUUACUGCCACGGGUCAGGAAUGGUAUGGGCCGACAGACAUCAUAUUCUUAACCCAUGCUUAUUCAACGUAUUUUAAUAAGAAUUAUUGUUUCAAGAGGUUUAAAGGACAGGAAACGUGCCGCGCAAAACUAGCUUACACAACUCUACUGGUUGGAACUUGGACUGGAAAAGUAAGCCUCAAACUUAGCGAAGACAACCGCCAUCACCACUCGAAGAUUUAGCGAAGCUCCCACUUCCUGCAUUUUGGCAUUCCAGUAGACCACAACGAUUAUGGAACGCGAGGUGUUGAUAAAAGUUGUUUCCACUGCCGGACGAAUGGAGCCUACCCAAUUGCUAACACUUCCAACGCGUUGACACAGAGACGCUAACGUCACCUCAGUGUCCACCUCAGUGUCCCCGGAGCACCACAGAAACGCAAAGAAACAACACAACAUGGAUUGGUUGUGAAGGAUUGAUCUUGUGAGACCAUUGACAUGAACGCCCAGCCUCAAGGCCAGCAGGCAGCAGUACCUGUGUUCCAGCCACAGAAGCCACUCCAGCCAGACAUGGGCCACAACACGCUGGCUAACUUCCAGAUUGAGAAGAAGAUUGGCAGGGGCCAGUUCAGUGAGGUGUACCGUGCCAGGUACUUGAUGGACAACACGUCCAUGGCCCUCAAGAAGGUUCAGAUAUUCGACUUGAUGGAUGCCAAAGCUCGGCAAGAUUGCAUCAAAGAAAUAGAUCUCCUAAAGCAACUUAACCACCCCAACGUAAUCAAGUACCAUGCAUCAUUCAUUGAGGAGAAUGAGCUGAACAUUGUGUUGGAGCUGGCUGAUGCUGGUGACCUCUCCCGGAUGAUAAAGCACUUUAAGAAGCAACGGAGGUUAAUUCCAGAGAGGACAGUGUGGAAGUACUUUGUCCAGCUGUGCAGUGCACUGGAACACAUGCAUUCUCGAAGGGUCAUGCAUAGAGAUAUAAAACCAGCUAAUGUCUUCAUAACAGCCACAGGAGUGGUGAAGCUGGGAGAUCUUGGACUGGGACGAUUUUUCAGUUCCAAAACCACCGCCGCCCAUUCACUAGUGGGCACUCCCUACUACAUGUCUCCAGAGAGAAUACAUGAAAAUGGAUACAACUUCAAAUCUGACAUCUGGUCGCUAGGCUGCCUGCUCUACGAGAUGGCAGCUCUCCAGAGCCCGUUCUACGGUGAUAAGAUGAACCUGUACUCUCUGUGUAAGAAGAUAGAGCAGUGUGACUACCCUCCGCUUCCUUCUGACCACUACUCCGAAGAGCUGAGGAAGGUGGUAGAUAUGUGUAUUAACCCCGACCCGGAGAAGAGGCCAGACAUCAUGUACGUGUACGACGUGGCCAAACACAUGCAUGGCCAGCCGCAGCAAGGCAACUAAGUCUACAACGGGGGGCACACUACGAACUGCACACCUCCUCUCAUCCCUGGCUUACACCGAAGGAUAUGCACAGUGGUCUUGCGUUUCAUGCCAUCAUGUAUUGAAAAGUUCAAUUCCGAGAUCACUAAUGUCAUUUUUGUUUUGUUUUGUUAACCAGAAGCGGUUGAUGUACGUCUCAGGUCCUCAUUGUUCUCCAUUUGAGAUGUAAGAAUUGUUUUGUCCCAGCUUCCACCUGGCCCCUGCCCUUGGAUGAUUCGGGUCACGAGUAGGCCAUCGAUGUGGGUCGGUUAGUCUGCUGAUACCAGACAGACAUUGACCUCUGCCAAAGCUAUAUGUUGAGUUGUUGCCUUAGUAACAACAAUACUUUCAGCUGUAGAAGAGUCCCUGUUCUAGAAUCGUAAUAAUUGAUGGGUUAGUGUUUCUCUGUAGGUGGAAAGUAGAGGUAGAGAGAUGUUGAACGUUAGCAGCGUGGUAAGACAUGUAUGCACCUGGUUAAAUAUUGAAUGUAUUAUAAAAAAUAUAAAAGCUUUAUCUGAGUAGUCCUGUCCAUGACAUGAAAAAAUACAUGCAAACAAAAGGGCCUAAAAAAGUUUUCUGUUAGUUAUAACUAAUGCUCUGAAUGACCAACCUGAAGACCAGUCCUGUUUGUUAUAAAGUAAGCACAGUCUUUGAUUUACGCACUCCUGGUUUAUCUUUUUAUUUUAGAUGAGUUAGGUAAUAUUCAACAAUUUGUUUAGUUUUUUUGUGUGUGCAUUUCGUUUUUUUGUGUUUGUGUGUGUGUGUAGGGUGGGAGACAGACACCUAUGUUUAACAGUGAUGGUGUGUACACAUUAAAUAAUUGUAAUGCUGA